Messenger RNA from Teleopsis dalmanni, 1018 nucleotides. RefSeq lists its product as uncharacterized. Lineage: Eukaryota; Metazoa; Arthropoda; Insecta; Diptera; Diopsidae. The transcript has 2 exons. The annotation marks the transcript as partial. The record is from RefSeq and is a predicted model, not a curated record.
AUGACAUCAACUGAACAGACACCUGACGCUAUAACCAUAAAUAACCACACAACAAGUGGUAAUCAAAAUAACAACGGUACACAAAUAGCAAAUAUGGCGUCGUAUGACUCUGUAAUAGAAAGUGUAGAAAAACUCCUACCCGUUUUUACAGGAAAGCAAGAAGAAUUAAGUUCUUUCUUGCGACGAUUGAAUUUGUAUAGCAAGAAGAUUAGAGACGAAGACAAACAAGAGUUCUUAGAGCACAUCGUAGAUUGCAAACUCAAUCACAAUGUGAAGAUAAGAGUUUCGCCAGUAGGUUUUCCAACUUCAAUGGAAACAUUGGUAGAGAAACUCAAGUCAAUUUACAUACCGAAAGACACAGUUCCAAUUCUCUUACAAAAAAUAAGUGAAAUUAGGCAAGGCCACAACCAGUCGAUCACGGAAUAUAGUGAUAAAAUGGCCAAACUAUUGUCAGACCUAAAUACAGCGUCUCUAUUAAAGAGAAAUUAUAGCCCAACCUCGCCACAAGCUGAAGGGAUGCUAGCAACUAACGAAGAGAAUGCAUUACUGGCAUACAAAAAAGGCCUUAAUACAACAUAUUCGCAAGCUGUACAGAUGUCACAGCCCAAAACUUUCCAGGAAGCGAGAGAAAUCGCUGAAAGUUUACUUUUCACUGAACAGAACCAAAGAAUGCUAUACUACCGUGGUAACACGCCAAAUGGCAAUAGACCAAAUGGCAAUAGACCAAAUGGCAAUAGACUUAUUGGCAACUGGUCCAAUAAUUAUAACAAUUAUAAUAAUAAUAAUAACAAUCGAAAUAACCGGUACCAUAACGGAAACAACCGAUAUAACAAUAGAAAUACAUAUAAUAAUAGUGGUCAAAGAAAUCACAACAAUCAAAUUACCCACAAUGAACAACAAAUAACUAUUCCCAUAUCAUAUAAACCAAUUGUUCUACAAGCAAGAACAGAACAUAUAUUACCUAUAGACAUGUAUUUCGAUGAUGAUACAUUGUUGAUUUCUCAAGAAAUUGACAAAG